CAAUCAAAUCGACGAUUAUCGAAAAUAUGUCAGAGUAAAUUACAGUACCCACAUUUUAUAUUAAUUUUCAUAACGCCAUUGCUUACUUUAACCCAGUUUUCUAAGCUGCGCCCCGGUUGUACAGCAAAUGUAAUUUCGGUAUAUUAAUUUCCGCGUUCGCGUAACUAAUACAUUCCGCACGAUUUGCAAUGUACUCGAGCAGUGACGUCACUAAGGUACCAGGCGGUGAUGCGCUCCGAAGCCUCGAUGAUAGGAUCCCCGAUGUAGGUUAAAUGCGAAGUGUCUAGUCUGCCACGCAUGGCUAUAACGAUGGAGCUGGAAGAGAGCGUCUCGGACUCGAAGCUGCAUAAGGACAGUACAGCUAAGAAGGAACUGCGACCGACGAGCGCCGUCUCUCUUUGCAAGUCUGAAAAUGGUCCAGAAACGUCAACAUCAGCCGAGCAGCUAAAACAGUACCGAUGCUGGGUAAGCAACGAGCGAUGGCAAGAGCUUAAGAAGCUAGCGGACAUCGCCAUGCGAGACCGCAAGGUGUUCAUGAUCAAGGGGGGAGGGUUCCCCGCGGUGCGGAGGGCGCUUUUGCAGCGGGGCUGGUUGGAGAAAUAUGAGCCCCAUAAGGUCCGCCACCCCCCUAUAAACAUAGAUCCAAAAGGAGCUUCAAGACAAGAGCUUUCCAAAGUUGAGCGACUGAUUCUCUACAAAUUCAUGGAGCACCAUUCAGUUGACUUUCUCUGGACGACGAAACGGGACAAGUACGAUUGGUUACUUAGCAACAAAGAGGUCAUUAUUAGCAGGUUUUGUAGGUCGCUUUUCACCACUAAAGAAGGCUUGACAGCAUCUCUAACCCAAAUGCACUGGUACACAGAGCCAGGAGUAGCGCUGACCAAAUUUCCGCGCUGCUACAACAUCCACAACCCAGAGAGCCUUGAGGAGUUUAUAGAGGAUUUUAGAAUAACCGCUUGCAUUAGCAUCCUUAAAUGGCUAUCGAACAGUUUGCAAGCCAGCGGGGAGGGCAAUCUAGUCACGCCCAACGGAAAGGUUCCAUUUUCAGCUAUAGAAUUCGCGUUAAAUCGACUGAACGAGUACAUUGCUUUCUUCACACAUAAAGACAUUGAUGAAAUUGAGGACCAAGCUCAGCAUGUGUGGGAACACGAGUGGGACCAAUUUCUUACACAUCAUUAUUUACUCGUGCACGAAAAGGCCAAAUUUGCCGAGGACAGAAAUACCAGCAUAAGGCAACUAGAACGUAAGGCUGUGAAACUUCUAGGCACAAUGACGAAGUACUGGCCACAAAUAGACAUUGAUGGUGUACUGAACAUAUGGAUAGUGAAGCCUGGUGCGAAGUGCCGAGGCCGAGGCAUCCAGCUCAUGAACAAUAUCAAGGACAUUAUAGGCCUCAUUAAUAUCCCGACAGCCCAGAAAAGUAGAUACGUUGUGCAGAAAUAUAUAGAGAAUCCACUGGUCGUCUAUAACACCAAAUUCGAUAUAAGGCAAUGGUUCCUCAUCACCUGCUGUCAACCUUUGACGAUCUGGGUCUACAAAGACAGUUACCUAAGGUUUAGCUCCCAAAUAUUCAGUUUAUCAAACUACCACGAGUCCGUUCAUCUCACUAAUAACGCUGUUCAGUCCAAAUACAAGAACAACGGCGAAAGAGACAAGGCCCUGCCAGACGAAAACAUGUGGGAUUGUCACUCUUUCAAAGCUUACUUGAGACAGAUUGGAAAACAUGAGUUGUGGGAUUCGAAAAUAUAUCCAGGCAUGAAGGAGUGUCUCAUCGGAGCGAUGCUGGCCUGCCAAGACUCGAUGGACAAGAGGCAGAACAGCUUCGAGCUGUACGGAGCCGAUUUUAUGUUGACUGAAGACUUUACGCCGUGGCUUAUAGAGAUCAACUCUAGCCCUGACCUGGCGCCAACAACUUCGGUCACAGCGCGGCUAUGCCCUCAAUGUCUGGAAGAUGUUAUAAAAGUCGUGCUAGAUCGACGCAACAACCCUGAAGCUGAUACGGGAACGUUUGAACUAGCGUAUAGGCAGUUUAUUCCCAAAGCGCCAGCAUACCUUGGUUUGUCUCUUUGUAUUAAUGGCAAAAAACUAUUGAAAAGUAAAUUGAAACAACACAGGUAUGAACAAAGAAGCACCAUGCCAAUCGUGCAGCGAAUGCCAUCUGAUAACGCACUAUUUAAGGAAGACAAACCGAUUCCUCCUGAGUACAGCGGACCUAUCAUCACAGACUUCCUCUCCUGGCUAAAUCCUUACGACGCACUGCCCACUAACAAGGAUGGCCUCCUUCUUGCAGCCAAGGACUCUUUCACGGUACGCCAAGCUAUCACUGUCGUUAAAUCAGGUCUCGCGUUGAAAAACGGCGGGAAAAAACGUAACUCCUCAGCGAUUUCUUCUAGGACGCACCGAGGAAGACGGGAAAAAAACUCAGAGAGUAAGCGACGCGUCGUGCCCCAUUCAUGCUGCCGGCCCGAGGACACGCAGUCCGCUAAGCACGUCGGCAAAUACCGGACCGAGUCGGCCAGCAAACCCGAGAAGCCCAAGGUUGACAGGUCGGUCGGUAACAAGCGUUGCUACAUAGAUCCUAUCGAAUGGGAACGAGAAACGGCCAGUAUUCUACGUUCAACCAUAUCCGUUCAGAACAAAAUUGCUAAUAGGUCUGAGAACAUUGUGCCAUUGCGACAAUCUAAGUCUGGCAUAAUUAGCACGAAUAAUAGGUCGUUAUUAGAACCCCUGAGCUCGCGGUCUUUCGCCAUCGAGGCGGAUCCGAUUAAAAAACUUAGUGCGGUCGGUAGGAACAUCUGUAAGCUGCGUGAUGAAAAUAGGAAUAAGCAAAAAACUAUAAAGUUUUCGGAGAGUUGCACCUCCAUAUACGCCCCUUACCGUGUAGUUGUGACUCCUCUAAACGACGAGACACAAAAUAAUAAAAAGAAAAAAGAGUAAUAAUAAUAAUAUUGU
This is a messenger RNA of Cydia fagiglandana, 2952 nucleotides long. RefSeq names its product tubulin glycylase 3A-like. Lineage: Eukaryota; Metazoa; Arthropoda; Insecta; Lepidoptera; Tortricidae. The transcript has 10 exons. Gene Ontology annotation, cellular component: microtubule cytoskeleton; axoneme. Gene Ontology annotation, biological process: cilium assembly; cilium movement; protein polyglycylation. The record is from RefSeq and is a predicted model, not a curated record. Gene Ontology annotation, molecular function: protein-glycine ligase activity, initiating. Bases 298 to 2937 code for a protein of 879 amino acids.